Messenger RNA from Mirounga angustirostris (Northern elephant seal), 3187 nucleotides. It is a transcript of the gene PAAF1, whose product is annotated as proteasomal ATPase associated factor 1. Lineage: Eukaryota; Metazoa; Chordata; Mammalia; Carnivora; Phocidae. Gene Ontology annotation, molecular function: protein binding. The record is from RefSeq and is a predicted model, not a curated record. The coding region runs from base 47 to 1258 and encodes 403 amino acids. The transcript is spliced from 13 exons.
UUCCAGCAAAAAGCGGAAGAGGCGGGCAGGUGGAGGAAGGGUAAAGAUGGCGGCGCCUUUGAGGAUUCAGAGCGACUGGGCUCAAGCCCUCAGGAAGGAUGAAGGGGAAGCCUGGCUGAGUUGUCACCCUCCAGGGAAACCAACUUUGUAUGGCAGCCUGACUUGUCAAGGAAUUGGCCAGGAUGGCAUCCCAGAAGUUACAGCUUCAGAAGGAUUUAUUGUGAAUGAGAUAAACAAGGCCCUGAUACAGUCCUUAUCUCUUCCAACAUCGUUGCUAAUUUCUGCCUUGUACCUGCUGGGUCAGACAAAAAGCAUUCAUAUUUCUUGUCCAAAGGAAAAUGCAUCCUCAAAGUUUUUGGCCCCAUACACUACUUUUUCCAGAAUUCAUUCAAAGAGUAUAACAUGCCUGGACAUUUCCAGUGGAGGCGGCCUUGGUGUGUCUUCUAGUACUGAUGGAAGCAUGAAGAUCUGGCAGGCUUCCAAUGGCGAGCUCAGAAGAGUAUUGGAAGGACAUGUGUUUGAUGUGAAUUGUUGCAGGUUUUUCCCAUCAGGCCUUGUGGUUCUGAGUGGGGGAAUGGAUGCCCAGCUGAAGAUCUGGUCAGCUGAAGAUGCUAGCUGUGUGGUGACAUUCAAAGGUCACAAAGGAGGUAUUCUAGAUACAGCCAUUGUUGAUCGGGGGAGGAAUGUGGUGUCUGGUUCUCGAGACGGGACAGCACGACUUUGGGAUUGUGGGCGCUCAGCCUGCCUGGGAGUCAUUGCAGACUGUGGUUCUUCCAUUAAUGGAGUGGCUGUGGGUGCUGCUGACAACUCCAUAAACCUCGGCUCCCCUGAGCAGACGCCAAGUGUUCCUCUUUGUUGGCUCAGAUGGCUUCAACUGCUGCACUUUUCUCUCUGGCUUCUUGCUGUUGGCUGGGACACAGGAUGGAAACAUUUAUCAGCUGGACGUGAGGAGUCCAAGGUUUUCCGGUGUGAGUUGUCUGAUUGUUCUUAUUAUUCCUGGAAUCGUAUUAAAAGGGCUCCAGUACAAGUCAUCCACAGAUCAGGAGCACCAGUUCUGUCCCUCCUGAGUUUCAGAGAUGGAUUUAUUGCUAGCCACGGUGAUGGAAGCUGUUUCAUUGUCCAGCAAGACCUAGACUAUCUCAUUGAGCUCACUGGGGCCGACUGUGACCCUGUGUUCAAGGUUGCCACAUGGGAGAAGCAGAUCUACACAUGCUGUCGAGAUGGUCUUGUGCGACGCUAUCAGCUCUCUGAUCUCUGACUCCUUGGAAAAGGAUUCCCAGUUAAUGAAAAAAUUGGCCCUAAUCGACAAAGAGCAAAAUAAUCAUCAGUCCUUCUCAAGGACCAUGGCCCCUUAUUGUUUGGGGCACCCUUUGGAAGUCACAGAAAAUCAGCUGCAUUGGCCCAUGUGGAAGUAUCAUUCCAUGAAAAGACCUACAGUAAACUAAAGAAGAAGCUCACACAUGCUCCCUAUAUACCCUCACCCCAACAGCAGGCCAUGAUAUGGAUGCUUACAGUUUGAUCUCACACCAUUGUGUUAAGUGUUUACAAUCAGAGGACUAAAGCUUGUUCUCUGAAGGAAAUAAAGAGAAUGUAUUUGGAGUCUGAAUUUGAAAAACUUUGUUAAAUAUUCUUACUCCAGCAAAAAGCCAUUCAAGUUGAUGGAACUCCUUUCUCAGGCACUUCUGUUGGCCUGGCCACAGAGAAAGACUGCUUGUUAGCAGUAACUAUCCCUUAAGCAGCAAUCUGGGAAAGGUUCUUAUACAGGUAGGGAAGCCAACUGUCUCAGUUUUCCUUGGUCUGAGGGGUUUUCUGCUACAUGGGACUUUCAAUCCUAGGCAAAGUGAUAUGGUUGACUGGUCCAUGUACGGGUGAUAAAGUUGAAUCCUGUCAUUGUAAAAGCAGUGGCCGUCCGAGUGUGGUCCCUUAACAGCCAUAUCAGUAUCACUUGGGAACUUGUUAGAAAUAGAAAUUCCUAGGCCCCACCUCAGCCCCAAAUCAGAAAUUCUCUGGGUAGAGCUGGCCAGGUGAUUCUGAUGCAUGCUACAGUUUGAGACCUAGAGGAAGAGAUAGUAAAGGGCAUUUUAAGUCAUAGUUGGAACCCAGUGCUCAUAGGAUGGUGAGGCUGGUCUUUAGAAGAUGAGGCUGGAGAGGUUGGCAGGGUCCAAAUAGUGAAGGUGCUUGAGUACCAGGUAAGGAGCCUGAAUUUCAUUUGGUUGGCAAGAAACCCACGGAAGAGUUUUAAGCAAGGGUAUAACAUGGUCACCUCUUUUUUUUCCCCUAAAUAUAAGAGUCAUAAUGCACGUACUACGUGUUUUAUUUUCACUUAGAAUCUCUUGAGUUCUUUCUUUCUCAGUACAUUUAGACCUUCAUUGUUCUUUUUAACACUUUCCAGAGUUUUAUAUUUUAGAGAUUACUAGAGAAAGGGUUUCUUGGAUGAUACAGCACUUGAGCUGAGCAAUGUAGGCUAAGGUCUGGAUUUAUUUAAGGGAAGAAGUCAAUUUCUUGCUGGGGUAACAGUAUGAUUCGCAGCAGUCUUAAAGGUAUAUUCUCACGUAAUGUUUAUAACCUCACUAUGAUAUGCAGAUAGUGAGACUCAGAUGAAUUGAUUGGCCAAGGGUCAUAAGGAACAGAAACUUUAACACAGUUUAUCUUAAUUUUAAAUCCAUUUUUUUCUACCUGUUGUAUAUGCCUAAAUUGUGAAAACAAAAUACUGUUAGUCAUUGAGUAUUACUGGGCAUCUAUGCUAUACAAGGGACUAUAUUUAUAUAUUUAAUCCCAACAACACUCUUAAAAAGGAUAUGGAAUUAUUUUGUUUUAUAGAUAAGGAAACCGAGGUUUGAGAAAUUAAGUACCAGACCCUUGAUUUGGACCUUGCUUAGUCUCCAAGACCUGUGCCUUCCACUACACCACAUGGUCAUGAGACCUCUGGGACUAGACCAGUUCCAUUUAAGGGGUGAUUUGUGAUAAGGUCAGGUAGACCCAAAGGGACAUAUUGCAGAGCUCAGAAAUAUUGGAUCCGAGGAGGUCUGGAGAGAACCUCUAAGAAGUCAGAUGAAGGGCGCCUGGGUGGCUCAGUUGGUUAAGCGACUGCCUUCAGCUCAGGUCAUGAUCCUGGAGUCCCGGGAUCGAGUCCCGCAUCCCGCAUCGGGCUCCCUGCUCAGCAGGGAGUCUGCUUCUCCCUCUGCCC